AUGCAUUCGCACAGCACCGUCAACCAGGCCGGCCAGGCCGCCUGCAGCAGCAACAACAGCAUCAACGAGAAUCGCUACAACAGCGAGAAGCUGGCCAAGGCAUCGGCCGUCUACAAGCUGAAGAAGAUCCUGAAACCGAUCGUGACGCUGCUCAAGAGCAAGAGCAAGCACAGCUCGGCGGCGGCCACGGCCAAGCGCGCCAUGCCCCGGAUCACCAGCUACAUCGACGAGUUCGACUGCGACUACGACAACUCGGCCAACGAGCGUCUCGAGCAGCAACUGAUCAGCGAACUCGAGCAGUGCCACCAGCACGCGGCCGCCAUCCUAGUUUACGAGGACCAGCAGCUUCAGGUGCUCCCGAUCGAACCGGAGGACGAACAGUACGUACCGGUACACUUUGCCCGCACCGAAGCCGGCACCUUCUUCUGGACGACGAUGCCGGCCGCCAGCGUUGGCCGCGCCGUCGACGAGGACCUCAUCCAGCCGGCCCACUGCUACACCGAGGAACAGUACGCCCAGCCAUCCUACGCCGACCGGUGGGCCCAGGCCUAA
Anopheles bellator is the source of this 552-nucleotide messenger RNA. Its product is annotated as enhancer of split malpha protein-like. The transcript has a single exon. Gene Ontology annotation, biological process: Notch signaling pathway; sensory organ development. Bases 1 to 552 code for a protein of 183 amino acids. Lineage: Eukaryota; Metazoa; Arthropoda; Insecta; Diptera; Culicidae. The record is from RefSeq and is a predicted model, not a curated record.